Phialemonium atrogriseum is the source of this 450-nucleotide messenger RNA. RefSeq lists its product as uncharacterized. The record is from RefSeq and is a predicted model, not a curated record. Lineage: Eukaryota; Fungi; Ascomycota; Sordariomycetes; Cephalothecales; Cephalothecaceae. The transcript has a single exon. Bases 157 to 405 code for a protein of 82 amino acids.
GGAGUCUCUGUGACGAGAUAACACGGUCCCGUAUCCCUUUCGUGACCAAUAACAAGCCUACUGCUAUGCCAGACGCGCAUCCGUUCAGAGGAGGGAGUCAUGCUCAUUUAAUCUUCUAAAAGUUUCUUGCUGGAUUUCUACAGUGGUAGUUCAUACAUGGAGAUGUGCCUCCUUCUACUCCUAGUCCCAAGGAAGGCGUUAUCAACACCAGAGAUUCAUAUUGCCAGGGUGAAUUUGCCAGGCAGUCUAGAUAUUAAACCGAAGUGUUACAUGCAGCAUAUACAUCUCUCUGUCUAUGUAACUGUGUAUGUUUCUAAGAAUACAGCCCGCCGCCGCCCAUCCACCCAGCCAUCCAUCCAUUCAUCAUAUGCAUAUAAAGAGUACAAGCAGCCGUUUCAGUCAUAGAUGCCCAUCCCCUAUCUAUUUUCCAUCCCCCAGUGACCCAACCUC